This is a messenger RNA of Trichoderma aggressivum f. europaeum, 5148 nucleotides long. RefSeq lists its product as uncharacterized. Bases 1 to 5148 code for a protein of 1715 amino acids. The record is from RefSeq and is a predicted model, not a curated record. The transcript has 3 exons. Gene Ontology annotation, molecular function: protein binding; ADP binding. Lineage: Eukaryota; Fungi; Ascomycota; Sordariomycetes; Hypocreales; Hypocreaceae.
AUGGAACAACCAGCGUCUUGUCGACGCGAGAUUCACAACUCUCAAUUUGGCGACAAUGCCACUGUCGAUCAAGGCAACCACACUUACAACAUACAUAUACCACGACGGUCAGCUGGAUCCGCCAUCCGCAAUAUUCCUUAUCCACUCAAUGAGGAUCUUGUCAAUCGCCCAGAUCUCAUGGAAAAGCUCAAUGAGCUCCUACCGCAGGAGUCACACACAUACUGCAGUGCGGCUCUCUGGGGUCUCGGCGGAUCAGGGAAAACACAAAUUGCCCUCAAUUAUGCGUAUCAACGGUGCGAUAAAAGAAACUGUUCCGUCUUUUGGGUGCAUGCCGACAACGAGGCAACUUUUUCGCAAGAUUACAAAACAAUAGCCCAAGCAUUCGACAUCGAUCAGCAACUCAAAGAUGGAGAUCUAUUCGCGGCUGUACGCGAUCAAAUAGCGGCGCAGCCAAAUUGGGUGCUUGUUCUCGACAAUGCCGACGACCUACGGCUAUUUGGUGUUGAUCAAGCACCAGAGCAGACAAAGAGUUUAUUUCAAUACAUCCCUCGGGCGUCCAUCGGGACAGUGUUAUGGACCUCUCGCGACGCUCAUAUUGCGGGGACGCUUGUGGGUUCAGCGCGAAGCAUUGAGGUUGCCCAAAUGAAAUCCGAUGAAGCAGAAACUCUUUUGAAAACAGCAAGGAACUUGGAGGUGGGAAGAGAAGAAGUGGAAACUAUUGCCUUGCUAGAACAACUCCAGUGGCUUCCGUUGGCCAUUAUGCAAGCCGGGUCGUAUAUGAGACGGACGUCGACAUCACCCAAAGAGUAUUUAUCUCUUCUAGCGCAAAGCAAAAGAAGAUGGGACAUUCUCAAAGCAAAUGAGUUCGAUAGGCAUCGGAGACCUGAUGUUCCUAACAACGUCCUUGAGACAUGGAGCAUCUCAAUUGACCGCCUCAGACAAGAAAGCGAGAUUGCGUAUAAUAUUCUCCACGUCAUCGCAUAUGUUGCCAAUCAGAAUAUUUCACACGACAUUAUAACAACUACACUCAAGCACAGCGCUAUUCAGCUAGAGAAGUUGGAUGCUGAGGCUACCAAGGCGGUCACACGGCUGAAAGAGUUUUCCUUUCUUGGUAUGCACCAAAUGGAAGAUGGCAGUCGGAAUUACGAGAUGCACAAACUGGUUCAGGAGGCUACACGAUAUGGCCUAAGCGUGUGGGAAGCCAGCAUUCUCGAUAAGGCUACCUUGGGGAAUGAAGGCGAGCGAUAUUUUUCUGGUAUAGCUGUGCAAGUCAUAGAUGAUCUUUUCCCAGAUUCGAAACCGGAAACUUGGACGCAAUGUGAGAAAUAUUUAGCACAUGCCGUUCAAAUAGGAGACUGGGCGGAUUUGAACGAAAAACAAACCGAGAGGCACCAUCUCUACAAAAGAGUGUUCUUUUUUCUUAACGAUCGUGGGCGUUGGAGGGAGAGUGAAGUUGUCAGUAACAGGGGCUUAGAAAUUGACCGAAAAAGGUGGGGAGAAAAGCACCCAGAUACAAUAUUUAGUAUGGGAGACGUUGCGUUAUCAUACCAGUUACAAGGCCGGCACAAAGAGGCGGAGGCUCUUCGAGUUCAAAUCGUCGAUCUUCAACGACAAGUUCUUGGAGACGAGCAUCCGGACACGAUUUCUAGCAUGAAAUACCUUGCAAUGACAUACAAUGAUCUAGGCCGGCAUAGCGAGGCAGAGGCUCUUGCAGUUCAAGUCUUCGAUCUUCGACGAAAAGCUCUUGGAGACGAGCAUCCGGACACAAUUGAUAGCAUGGAAGACCUUGCAACAACCUAUCAUGAACAAGGUCGGCAUAACGAGGCAGAGGCUCUUCGAGUUCAAACACUAGAUCUUCGACGAAAAAUCCUCGGAGACGAGCAUCCGGACACAAUCGAUAGCAUGAAACACCUUGCAACAACCUAUCAUGAACAAGGUCGGCAUAACGAGGCAGAGGCUCUUCGAGUUCAAACACUAGAUCUUCGACGAAAAAUCCUCGGAGACAAACAUUUAGACACGAUUCGGAGCAUGAAAGACCUGGCCAUAACAUAUUGUGAACGAGGUCGGUAUAACGAGGCAGAGGCUCUUACAUUUCAAGCACUGGAUCUUCAACAGGAAAUUCUAGGAGAUAAACAUCCAGAUGCAAUAGACAGCAUAGGAAAUCUUGCAUAUAUAUAUAAGCGACAGGGCCGGUAUGAGGAGACAGAGACUCUUAGCGUUCGAAUACUUGACCUAAGACGGGAUAUUCUAGGAAAACACCACCCGGAUACUAUUAGAGCCAUGAAAUUCCUUGCUCACAUAUGGAAGAUCCAGGGCCGCCUGGUUGAUGCGCUUGCGCUAAUGGUAGAGUGUGCGGAACAUGAGCUCUCUGUAUUGGGGCGAAAUCAUCCAGAUACAGUCUUUUCGUUCUCAGCUCUCAAAUAUUGGGCAUACGGGGAUUAUACUCCAGAGUCAAAGGGAGCUGACAGCCAAGCUGAGCAAAGGGAGGGAGACUCUCAGAAAGUGCAACUCAACAGAACCCUUCCCGAGGAUUGGACCGGUACAAGUUCGCCCACUCUCCAGCAACAACCGCAGAGCUCCGGCACAGGCAGCUCUAGUGGCGCCGUUGCUAUUAAUGCCGCCCUCGACGGUAGUAGCUAUACGGCUAUGAUGCAUACAGGUUCUACUUCUACCCUGCCCAGCCCCGGCGAGCUUCCCUCGGGGUGGGAGCAACGCUGGACCCACGAAGGACGAGCCUACUUCGUCGACCACAACACGCGGACCACGUCGUGGGUUGACCCUCGCCAGCAACAGCAACGACAGCAAGGCUCCGGCGAGCUCCCCCCAAGCCGGGAUCAGCGCCGGAGCCCCGAAGGACAAACCCCCUUGGUCGAUCACAGCAAGCAAACCACGAUGUUGGUCGAACCACGCGGGGAGCAGUCCAUUCAGCUCGACACCGGGGGGUUUGAGCUAAAAGAAUUCGGCCAAGAAAAUGUCCCGCCCUACGCCAUCUUGUCGCACACCUGGGGCGAAGAAGAAGUCACCUUUCAGGACAUGACUCUUGGUCGCUUCGCCAACAAGAAAGGCUACGACAAAAUCAGAGGCUGCUGCGUCCUGGCAAGGGCAAACGGAUACGACUAUGCCUGGGUGGACACGUGUUGCAUCGACAAGACAAGCAGCGCUGAGCUGUCCGAGGCCAUCAACUCCAUGUACCAGUGGUACGCUGAAGCCGACGUCUGCUAUGGCUUUCUCGCAGACGUGCCGUCACAGGUUGAUUUUUCGGAGAGCAGGUGGUUUACCAGAGGGUGGACGCUUCAAGAGCUGAUUGCGCCAGAGACGAUGAUCUUCUUAGACGACGCAUGGAACGAGUUGGGCACUAGAGAAAGCCUGAAACAAGAAAUUUCCAAGCGUACCGGCAUACCGAUGAGCGUUCUCUCGGGUUCCAGUCUCGGGAGUGUAAGUGUCGCUCAGAAAAUGUCAUGGGCCGCCUCGAGGCAAACAUCACGGUCAGAAGACCGAGCCUACUGUCUCAUGGGCAUAUUCGGCAUCAACAUGCCGUUGUUGUAUGGCGAGGGGGACAGGGCCUUUAUGAGACUCCAAGAGGAGAUUAUGAAGGUGACGGACGACGACAGCAUUUUCGCCUGGAGAUCCAAAACCCAGCACCACUCGUCGCUAUUGGCAACAUCUCCAGAUGCGUUUGAGCAUUCCGGCAACGUUGUCCGCAGGCGCACUGGCUGGCUUCCAGACAGUAGAUCUUGGACAGUCAGUAACAAGGGUAUCCGCCUAGAGCUAUCUUAUAUGGGAGUAGGACAUCAAGGAUUGGGGCUCGCCAUCCUGCAUUGUGCAGAACGCAAUAGAAAGAGACACGACUUUAUUGCGAUAUACCUCAAAGACGUAUCCCUUACCAUGGAGAACUUUGAGAGAGUCUGGUGCGAACGGUACGAGUUGUUUGAUCCCAUGCCCUUUCGACCAAGUCAACGCCCUCAAAGAUGGAUCAACGUCCGGCAGCAUCGUCCAGUAACAACGCGAAUGCGAAAUCUCAGCCGUAUAGGAAGCGCAAGUAUUGCAGCGCAAGGGCAACCCCAACCGAACCCUCGUGAUGAUCCUGAUUGGGGUCUGUUCGACGCGACGAUCAAUUUUAUCAAUGGCUCGUCAGCACCGCCGCCAGUGAAUUGGAACACCGGAGAACAGCCUUCGCUCCUCGACAUGGCAAAAGCAGGGCGUGUAUUGGAGACGCAAUGGCUACUUGCGGAGCGCUCCACCAAGCCCGAUCAGAAGGAUAGGAGUGGACGAACAGCUCUGUCACAUGCAGCGGCUAACGGGCAUGCGAAAAUCGUAUGGUCGCUCUUGAUGCGGCGUGAUGUCAAGCCAGAUGAAAAGGAUUCAGGCGGACGAACGCCUCUGUCUCAUGCAGCCAAAGAGGGCCAUGCCGAGGUUGUCUGGCUUCUGCUGACUCGAGGCGAUAUCGACAUCCACUCAAAGGAUAGUAAAGGGCAGACACCGCUGUUCCAUGCAGCGGCAAACGGGCGCAAAACCAUCAUAUCAAUGCUGCUGGCCCGUGGGGAGUCGCAGCAUCAUUUGCGAGACGAUUCCGGGAGGACGCCGCUCUCGUAUGCGUCCGAGGGGGGACACGAAGCCGCUGUCGAGAUGUUCCUCGACCGAAGCGACAUGGACGCAGAUGCAAGAGACGACGAAGGACUAACGCCUCUCGCCUAUGCCGCCUUUAACGGACACUAUUCGGUCACCAUCAUGUUGAUUGAGCAGGGAGCCGACAUCGACUCACAGGAUAAUCGUCGCCAGACACCACUAUGGUUGGCAAUUCAAAAGGGCCACGAGAGAAUUGUCGAUUUGCUUCUCAACAAUGGAGCUAAUAUGGAGAUUAAGGGCUACGAUGGCUGCACGCCGCUUUUAUCUGCAGUUUGUGUAGGACGGGAGGACAUUAUGCAGCUGCUCAUCGACAAGGGCGCUGAUUUGGAUACGACGAAUGAUUAUGGCGAAACACCGCUGAUUAGGGCCAUCAGGGAUGAACAUACAGCUAUGGCCAAGAUACUGAUUGAGAAGGGUGCAGAAGUCGAUGUUAAGGACAAGUAUCACACGACUGCGCUGCAGUAUGCAUCUGAGAAGGGAUAUCACGAUAUUGUUCAACUGCUUGGUCACAACGGCACUUGA